AGAUUUAUAGCCUGUAUUUACCGCUUCGAUUGGUCGAUCAGGCGCGUAUAAGCGGCGACGUCGACAUUUCCGACUGCACUUGAAAGCAGCAACAGUUGAAUCCUAAUUGGAGUCAGAUUUUCAGAGCGAGGAGUGGCUACUUCAACCCGAGACAGCGGAGUCAUCCUCCUCCACAAGGGCGAGGGAGUAGUUGGUUAACUGUAAACAUCUGAGUGAAAAGAUUAGUUUGGAAGCUUUUGAGUUGAUUAACAUUUCUUUUGAAGCUGGAGCCAUGUCUGUGGUGUAUUCGCGUACUUCAGUUUGAGGAUGGAGUCAUCAUGUCUGGACCUGGCUCUGGAAGGUGAGCGGCUCUGUAAGGCUGGGGACUAUCGGGCCGGUGUGUCUUUCUUUGAGUCUGCCAUCCAUGUUGGAACAGAGGACCUUCAAAUCCUCAGUGCCAUCUACAGCCAGCUGGGAAAUGCCUACUUUCAUCUACAGGAGUAUAAUAAAGCCUUGGAGUACCAUCGGCAUGACCUCACACUUACCAGAACGAUUGGAGAUGAACUUGGUGAGGCCAAAGCCAGUGGGAACCUUGGGAACACAUUAAAGCUUUUAGGACGGUAUGAUGAAGCAGUGGUUUGUUGCCAGAGACAUUUGGAAAUCACGAGAGCCAUAUAUGAUAAGGUUGGGCAGGCUCGAGCGCUGUAUAAUUUUGGGAACGUUUACCACGCCAAGGGCAAGAGCAUCUGCUGGACUGGAGCAGAGCCAGGAGAGUUCCCAGAGGAGGCCAGGAUAGCCCUAAGGAAAGCUUCACAGUACUAUGAAGCAAACCUGUCCCUGGUGAAGGAGUUAUGCGAUCGGGCAGCACAGGGCCGUACCUAUGGGAACCUUGGUAAUACUUACUAUCUGCUGGGAGAUUUUGAAACUGCCGUCGCUGCGCAUGAAAAGCGGCUACUCAUCGCUAAAGAGUUUGGGGAUAAGUCUGCUGAGAGGAGGGCCCAUUGUAACCUUGGCAAUGCUCACAUAUUCCUCAGCCAGUUUGAAGUGGCAGCGGGUCAUUACAAGAGUACUCUGCAGCUGGCCAGGCUUUUGAAGGACAGAGCAGUGGAGGCCCAGGCCUGUUACAGUCUGGGCAACACUUACACACUACUGCAGGACUAUAAAAGAGCCAUUGAUUACCACCACAAACAUCUGGUCAUCGCUCAGGACCUCAACGACAGAGUUGGUGAAGGAAGAGCUUACUGGAGUCUAGGAAAUGCCCACACUGCCCUGGGGAAUCACCAGCAAGCCAUGUACUUCGCUGAGAAACAUCUGGAAAUUGCCAAAGAGACUGGAGACAAAAGCAGUGAGGUCACAGCCAGGAUGAACUUGUCAGACCUUCGUCUGGUUGUAGGCCUGAAGUCCAACUCCAACAUCCACCCCAGCAUCUUUCGCAACCCAAAUACUAAUAGUUCCGCUCUGCCAGUAAGCUGCCAGGUUUACCCAAAUCUCUCAGGGGUGAAGUCUCCACCGAGGAUGAGAGAUAGUGCAGAGAACCUGGAACUGACUCAAAGUUUUGACAAAAACCAACCUGGAGAUUCACCAGCACCACCAGACUGGGAUGAGGAUGUUUUCCCUGGGUCUUCGAAAAACAACACAAUCAAGGCUUCCACUAAGCUCUUCCUCUUCCACCGACUGAAAAGCAAGAAGCACAAGAACAACAAGUCAUCUCCUAAAGAGCAACAUGAAAUCUGCACCAAGCACACAACUCCAGAGCUGGACACACCAGUGUCUAUUAAGCCAGGAUCAAGGGACACUAUUGGAGAGGACGGCUUUUUCGACCUCCUCUCCCGUUUCCAGGGUAACAGAAUGGACGACCAAAGGUGCUCUCUACUGGAUGGCCAGAGCCAUCUCCCUGCCCAUUCCUCUCCCUCCUCCACCCCACCUGUAGCAGAGAGGAAAUCUAUUUCGGAGUGCGAAAUACCAUUGCAGGAUCCUGGUCAUUUCCUGGAGCUGCUGGCCAGCUCCCAGGCCCGUCGUCUGGACGACCAACGAGUCAGCAUGAGCCAUUUUCCUGGCUUACGUCUCAGCACCUCCAGCCCGCCUCGUACACCCUCCACCUCCAGCACAGACCAAGUCCCCCCACAAGCCCCAAUCUCCAGUACAGAUACCCCUCACACACCCUCCCUGUACAGUUGCCUCGAGGCCAGCACUGAGCAGCCUGAGGGGGACGAUGUCUUCUUCGACAUGCUAGUUAAGUGCCAGGGCUCCAGACUUAACGACCAGAGAUGUGCUGCUCCACCUUCUACAACUAAGGGACCAACUGUUCCAGAUGAGGAUUUUUUCAGUCUCAUCCUGCGUUCUCAGUCCAACAGGAUGGAGGAGCAGCGAGUCCUGCCGCCCCCUGGCAUUACCCAAGCCAAACCAGACUGACUCCACGGAGUGAUUUGUCAUCUUAUCUCUUUUGUAAGCCACAAGUCAUUUGAUUCCUGCCUUUUGGGAUUGUCCUGACAACAUUCCUGUGAGACUGCCAAGAAUACAAGGAACUCUUUAAGGACUUAGGCUUUCAAAUAUUAAGAACUGGUCAUUGUGACUGUAAAAUCAUGGGAAAUUUAGGUUUUGAAGACUUAUAAACUUAUUUUUAGAUAACUUACAAGGUCUAUGGGUAGUCACUACCUUAGUUUUUAGUGGUGACCCCUGCUGGCUGCAUUUAUGAGAGAUCUCAAUACAGAUUAUGUCUGUCCGCUCUGGAGGCUUGCAUCAAGUCGCUCAUAUAAAUUGUGGUUUAGGGUUGUUUAUUUGCUUGGACUAAGAGCAAUGUAAUCCAGGACAAAAGCCAAACUGAACGGAUUUCUGCUUCAUGAUGAUGGACAAGAGACAUUCUGUGGCCCUCUCUGAGACGUUCUGCAGUUAAGCAAAGUUGAACAUUGCAUGGCUUGGUUUGGAUUGACCCCAGGCCUCUAACAAUAACUCAUCACAGAGGGUCAAGUGACAAGUCAUCUUUGGUUAACAUCCAUUGCUACUGCUACACUGAUGACAAGUGGAGCCAUUUAUGGAACCUGGUUCUGGAUAUUGCUUUUAAAGACUGUCAAUUUUACAUUGUUAAAAGGUUGCACGGGUGGAACAUUACUACCAUGAACUGAAAUGGGAUUUUUCUUCUUUGUAACAAGAAGAUUUUACAGGUGAUUAACUUGUGUGAGCAAAAAAAGAAAUGUUAUUUUAGCUUUUAUAUUAAUACAUUCUCCUGACUUGGAGAAAUAAAGUCUCAUGAAUUUACAGCUUA
Seriola aureovittata is the source of this 3241-nucleotide messenger RNA. RefSeq names its product G-protein-signaling modulator 2-like. The coding region runs from base 307 to 2391 and encodes 694 amino acids. Gene Ontology annotation, molecular function: GTPase regulator activity; protein binding. The transcript has 15 exons. The record is from RefSeq and is a predicted model, not a curated record. NCBI's taxonomy places the organism in Eukaryota, Metazoa, Chordata, Actinopteri, Carangiformes, Carangidae.